AUGACUGAGUCUCAUAUAACAAAACUAAAAAAAUUAUGUCGAAUAUGCGGAGAAAAACUUGGAAAUCGUAGUGUUCUUUUAACAAAGCAUGUAGUUAGAAUAGAAUUGAAUUUUUUUAUACGAAUCGACGAGGAUGACCCAAAGAUGCACCCACAGAAGAUGUGUUACAGAUGCUUUACAAUAAUGAGAAACAUAGAAAAAGGUUCAAAUACUGAUCUUAAAUUAAGAACUUGGAUUAGCAAUUGCCAGAAAGAUGAAUGUAUUUGUUUCAAAGUAAAUAAAGGAAGGAAACCAAAGAAAACUGUAAAAGGAAGGCCCUUAAGUAUUGUAAAUGAAGAAAUUUGGACUCGACAAGCAAUAAAUAACAUACAAGCUAAACUUUCAUCUCUACCAAAUUUAAAUCUGAAACUACAAGACAUUAACCAAAAAUUAAACCCACAUGUACAUCUUUGUGUCUGUUAUAUUUGUAAUGGUAUUAUGUAUAAACCAGUUAUUUUAAAAAACUGUCUGCAUUCGUUUUGUGCACCAUGUAUAUUACCACUAAUCAAUGGUAAACUAUUAUUUAAAACAAAAUGCCCUAAAUGCUCCUUUUCAAUUUCAAUUGAUGGAAUAACCUCCUCUAGCAAUGUUAUUGAAAUGAUAAAUAAUAUUCAAGAAGAAUGUAAGCAACAUUGCGGUAGAUUAUUUAAAGUGUCACAACAAUCAGAACGCUUCAACCAUCAAAAUAAUUGUCAGACUCCAAUACCAAUUUCCACAACCUUGUCAACACCCUCAUCACAAACAACUCUAACAGAUAUAUUUGCAUUAAAUUCAACAAGUGUUAUCACAAGGGAUAUUGAUGCUGUUGCACUUCAUAUUAUUAAACAAAAAAUGUUGCAAACAACAUCCAAUGUAAUAGAAUUUCAGACAGAUGGACCAAGGUAUUUUAGCCUUUAUGCUUCACAUCAACACCAAAAGCCUAUAAAGAAAGUAAAGAUGCAACUUUACGAACAGUUUGCAAACGACAAUCACAGUUAAACGAUUACAUAAGCACAACAUGUGGUGGAAGCAUUAGGUCCAAAAUCAACCAAACCACUUGCCAUGUGCUUAUAUUAACAAUCUGCAUGGACAUAUAAUAAAUGUGCUAGAUAGAUUAGAAAGGUAAAAACAAAUCUUGCUUAUAAAAGUACUUGUAUUAUAUCUUUCUUUAACAAUUUCUGACUUGGAAGGUUUAGAUAUAAUACUACAAAAAAAUACAAAAAUAAAUUUAUUUGGCACACAUUCAAUAUAAAUAAAAAAAUCAGUUCUAAAAUUUCAUUUUCUAUAAUAUAUUUUAGCAACAACUUACUAUUGAACAAAAAGAUUAAAUGCAAUGAAAUCCAUAUAAAAAUAGGAGGCGACCAUGGAGGUGGCUCGUUCAAAAUGUGUUACCAAGUAGUGAAUGUAGAGAAACCUAAUGCAAAAACAAACACAACUGUCUUUAACAUAUUUGAAGCAAGUGAUUGUAAAACAAAUCUGAAGUUUUCACUGUCAAGAUUUAAAUCAGAAAUCGAUUUGUUGCAAAAUACCAUUUGGAG
Messenger RNA from Hydra vulgaris (swiftwater hydra), 1556 nucleotides. RefSeq names its product V(D)J recombination-activating protein 1-like. Lineage: Eukaryota; Metazoa; Cnidaria; Hydrozoa; Anthoathecata; Hydridae. The record is from RefSeq and is a predicted model, not a curated record.